Messenger RNA from Gigantopelta aegis, 1735 nucleotides. Its product is annotated as serine-rich adhesin for platelets-like. Bases 119 to 1723 code for a protein of 534 amino acids. Lineage: Eukaryota; Metazoa; Mollusca; Gastropoda; Neomphalida; Peltospiridae. The record is from RefSeq and is a predicted model, not a curated record. The transcript is spliced from 16 exons.
GUUUCUCUGCAGUUCCAUAGAAGCAAUGUGUCAGUUGCUUAGGUGUCCAUAGAGAUGACGAAUGUGUACUAAAAUUUGGGUUAUUGUUUACAGAUGAAAAAUGAAAAAGUGAAGUACCAUGUCACUGAAAACUAACUGGACAUGUCAGAUCAUGGUGCUGAUGUUACUAAUUUUACCCAAACAUGUGCAAGGUGUAGCAAAGCUAACUAUUGAUUGCAUGAAUGGUGGGUACCCUGGAAAAUCCACAACGGUAGUCUGUAAAUUAACUGGAAUGACAGAUGAAGGUAUGAGAAUAAUGCGACCAAACAGUGGAUCACCACAACCAGUGCUAAUAUGUAACAGCGAAAAUAAUUUGUGUUUAGCACUUGGGCUUAUACGUGGAUACAGUGCUAUAGCCAGCUCAUUGACUAGGACGACCACUGUAACCAUAGAGUCAUUCAACGCCAGCUACGAUGCUGGCGAAUGGACUUGUUAUGUUGGAAAGAAGGAAUUGGGUCAGUUAUCCACUUGUACCAAGACGGCCUAUGCUGUGCCGGUCACAGAGGAGCCAGAGACUGUUACAAGCCAAGCUGUGCCGGUCACAGACGAGCCAGAGACUGUCACAAGCCAAGCUGUGACAACAGUCAAACCAGUGACAAGUGAUGAAACCCAAGCAGCUGUAACCACAUUCAAACCAGGGAGUAGUGAAAGCCAGGCUGUGACCACAGUCGAAAGCCAAAGUACACGUACAUCUGUGACCACAGUCGAAAGCCAAACUACAUUUGUGACCACAGUCGAAAGCCAAAGCACAUCUGUGACCACAGUCGAAAGCCAAAGUACAUCUGUGACCACAGUCGAAAGCCAACCUACCACGACAGUCGUACCAGAGACUAGUACAAUUAGUCAAGCUGUGACCACAGUCAAACCAGGGAGUGAUGAAAGCCAAGAUGAAGUUGCAUUGCUAACGGUACAAGUGGAAUCUGAUAACACCAUGACAAUAGUAUGUCGUCCUGGAAAGAUCAUCGACCAGAUAGAGUCAUUGACUGCUAUAACAGUGGAGAGAAUCGUGAGCAACGACACUUCUACAGAGCCCAAGUCAGUGGCUAAAGCCGUAGCAACGAGAAAGUUUGGAAAAGCCACGCUACAGGACGAAACGUUACGACAGAGAGCCCUAGUAACCGGGGGGAUACGUGACAAUGAUAAAGAAAGGUCUUCCAUACAGGUGGCUCUUGGAGAAAUAACAUGCAGAGACUCGGGUAAAUACAUCUGCAAGAUCGACUACUUGUCGACGGCAUUUGGCCCUGAAACUUCCUCCAGGGAUAGCAAGCAUAUUACUGUACACAGACAAACCUUUAUGCAUGUUACACCAAGGAAGGCGGCUAGUGCAUACCACGAAAACGAAACUGUAGAAUUGCGUUGUAUUGGCAAUGUUGAAGAUUCACCACAAGCCGUGCCGUGGUCAUGGCAGUGGGCGUACGCUGACAACUCAAUGACGUGGACACCGUACCCCUACGAGGACCGGAUCCACGAUGGCCCCAUCACUCCAGAAAACUGUACAGGACAGUCGAUUGUCAGACACAUUGCGUCGGUGUAUGAUGGUAACCGGACGAUCCGGUGUCUCGUCAACAACAGUGAACAAUACUCAGACAACUUUACCAUCUACACCGGUAUCACCGGUAUGAGAACAACUGCUACACCGACUGUUCCGGUAACUGUUCUGAAACUAAGACAUCUGCUAGUGUGACAGCUACAGAAG